Messenger RNA from Drosophila obscura, 4097 nucleotides. RefSeq names its product JNK-interacting protein 3 (gene syd). Bases 15 to 3719 code for a protein of 1234 amino acids. Lineage: Eukaryota; Metazoa; Arthropoda; Insecta; Diptera; Drosophilidae. Gene Ontology annotation, molecular function: signaling receptor complex adaptor activity; JUN kinase binding; MAP kinase scaffold activity. Gene Ontology annotation, biological process: vesicle-mediated transport. The record is from RefSeq and is a predicted model, not a curated record. Gene Ontology annotation, cellular component: cytoplasm. The transcript has 15 exons.
CCCCCUCCCUCAAAAUGAUGGACAACGACGAUGCGCUCCUCAACAACGGUGGUCCGCAGUCGGGAGCGGAGACGGUCUAUGGCACGGAGGACAACAAUAUGGUCAUGUCGGAAAAGAAUGGUCAGGUUGUCAGCAUCGUGCAGCAACUGGCGGGUAGCAUUUAUCAGGAGUUUGAGCGGAUGAUCAAUCGCUACGAUGAGGACGUGGUGAAGAACCUGAUGCCGCUGCUGGUGAACGUGCUGGAGUGCCUGGACGCGUCGUAUCGCAUCAACCAGGAGCAAGAUGUCGAGGUGGAGCUGCUGCGCGAGGACAACGAGCAGCUGGUGACGCAGUACGAACGGGAGAAGAGCGCCCGAAAACAGUCCGAACAGAAGCUACUAGAGGCUGAGGACCUGGCCGAGCAAGAGAAUAAGGAGCUGGCCACGCGCCUCGAGUCCGUUGAGAGCAUUGUGCGGAUGCUGGAGCUGAAGCACAAAAACAGCCUGGAGCAUGCCAGUCGUCUGGAGGAGCGGGAGACGGACCUCAAGAAGGAAUACAACAAACUGCACGAGAGGUACACAGAGCUGUUCAAGAACCAUGUGGACUACAUGGAACGCACUAAGAUGCUGAUGGGCUCCACGCACUCACAAAUGAGCACCGCCUCCGACCGCAUGGAGGUCAGUCGUGCGCGCCUCAAUCCCGUGGCCCGUAGCUCGGGCCCUGUCUCCUAUGGUUUUGCCUCGCUGGAGAACUCCGUUAUGCUGGACACCGAGACCAUUUGCAGCGUGGGCAGCCAGUCGGACGACUCGGGGCCGCCAUCGCUGCAGAAUGAGCUGGAUAUGAGCCUGCCCAGCACUGCGGAGCGUGGUGCCGCCACCGAUGCGCUGCAGCAGCAGAAUCAGGCCACCUCGCCCCAGAGUCCCCCCGGCACCAGUCCCGUUGUGCCAAAUGUGCCUCCAGCAAACGUUGGUCGCUCGACCACCAAAAAGGAACAGCGCUCGGACAAUAAUCUCUACCAAGAGCUGUCCUUCCAGGACAAUGAAGAGAGCGAAGAGAAUGAGAUUGUUACAGGCUGCUGGGUACAUCCCGGAGAGUACGCAUCCUCAGCAAACGACAACUAUUUUGGCAUGGGCAAGGAAGUGGAAAAUCUCAUCAUGGAGAACAAUGAGCUGCUGGCAACAAAGAAUGCCCUGAACAUUGUCAAGGACGAUCUGAUUGUCAAAGUGGAUGAGCUGACGGGCGAAGUGGAAAUUGUGCGCGAGGAGCUGAGUGCCAUGCAGCAGUCUAGGACGAAGCUCAGGCAACGCAUUAGCGAGCUGGAAGAGGAGCUCAGGAAGACCAAGGAGCAGGUGAAGCAACAGAACACCGAACAGGAGGAGAAUGAUGUGCCGCUCGCACAGCGCAAGCGUUUCACUCGCGUGGAGAUGGCCAUGGUCCUCAUGGAGCGCAACCAGUACAAGGAGCGUCUGAUGGAGCUGCAGGAGGCGGUGCGUCUGACGGAGAUAUUGCGCGCCUCGCGUACCGUCGACCACUUGGACAAGAAAUCAAAGCAGAGCAUCUGGAAGUACUUUAGUAAUCUUUUUACACCCUCCAAUCGCCCGACAGAACGCAUUGCCGAUGGGCUGGGAGGGGGGCCGAUGUUUCGUCACACCGGGGGAGGAAGUCCUGCCCACAGCCACGGAUCCCCAAGCCGUGGAAGUGGGGACAAUCGCCUUGCCCUAGCCAACUCCCUGCCGCCCAUGCAUCCAGCGAGCGCAGGGCUCGCCAAUGCUUUGGUGAUGCCCAAGGACUACUCUGAGGACGGGGGCUCGGAGCGCAUCAGUGCGAGGAGGCGGGAGCAGUACCGGCAGCUGCGCGCCCAUGUCCAAAAGGAGGACGGUCGCCUGCACGCGUAUGGCUGGAGUUUGCCAAUCAACAAAACCAACCAGGAGGCAAAUCCCAGCCGGCACUCGGGCGGGGUGCCGGUGCCUGUUUACUGCAAUCCCCUGGCCGAGGCCUCGCCCCAUAUGAAGGUGUUUUGCGCGGCCGGCGUCAACCUCCACGGAGGCUUCACCAAAGACGGCCAAUCGCUGAUACCCGCCGACUCGCCAUACGCGCCCAAGUCCACGCUUAAAAUCACAGAGAUCACGAGUCCCACGGCGGAGCAGAGCGUUGAGGCGCUGGACAGACAGAUAGCCCGCGCUAGCUUGGAGACCCUGGAGCCGGAGACGCAGCUUAGCUCCUUCGUGUGGAUCUGUACGAGCACCCACGCGGCUAGCACGGUUAGCGUGGUGGACGCCAACCAGUCGGCCACCGUUCUGGAUGCCUUUCCCAUUUGCUCCUCCCACUUGCUGUGCAUCGCCUCCGUGCAGGGUGCCAUGGAGAGCGACUACGCGCUACUAGAGCAGUCGGAGGUGGUCAAGGCGGGCGAGAUGCUGCAGCGGCCUGGCGAGGGCAUAGAGCUACUCGGUAAAGUGGAGUUUGUGCGCGUGAAGCCCAAGUCCGAGGACGAGCAGAACAGCAACAGCAAACUCCAGCAGCAGCAGGACGAAGAGGAAGCCAAGGAGGCCACGGAGAAAUCCACUGAGCCACUGCCGCCCGGUAAUUCCGAGGAGCCGCUCGUCAAUGUGGAGGCCAUCAAGAUACGCCAAGCCCUGCCGGGCGCUCCCCAGCGCCUUUCCAGCCGCAACAGCAGCGACGAGAACCAGGCGAACAACAACAGCAGCAGCAGCAACCGAAACAGUGUUCUCUUUGGCACCAAGUCGCUGAACCCCAUUCUGGGGACGAAGGAGCGCGAGGAUCCGCCCAUGAGUUCGGUGGGACCGACUAUGUGGAUGGGGGCCCAAGACGGCUGGCUGUACGUUCACAGCGGGGUGGGCCGAUGGCACGAGUGCCUGCACCGUGUUCUCCUGCCGGAUGCCGUCCUGGCGAUUGUGCAUGUGGAUGCGAGGGUUGUUGUGGCGCUGGCCAAUGCCCAGUUGGCCGUGUUCCGCCGCCAGACAGACGGCCAAUGGGAUCUGAAUAGUUAUCACCUGGUGACGCUCGGUGAUCGCAAUCAUUCGAUACGUUGCCUCUGUGUGGCAGGCGAGCGCAUUUGGGCGGCGCAUCGCAACAAGAUCUUCAUUGUGGACCCCAUAUCGCUCAACAUUGUGCACUCGCUAGACGCGCAUCCCCGCAAGGAGAGCCAGGUGAGGCAGAUGGCGGCCACAGGUGCUGGUGUGUGGGUAUCCAUACGAUUGGACUCCACGCUCCGUCUGUACAACACCCAUACGUUUGAGCACAAGCAGGACGUGGACAUUGAGCCGUAUGUGUCCAAAAUGCUCGGCACUGGAAAGCUGGGCUUCAGCUUUGUCCGCAUCACCGCUCUUAUGGUCUCCUGCAACCGCCUGUGGAUCGGAACCAGCAACGGCGUGAUCAUCUCGGUACCUUUGGCUGAAGUGCAGCAGAAGACAUCAUCCGAUCCCCAUGGCCAGAUGCCGUUGUGCUGCAUGGCCAAUGCUCAACUCUCCUUCCACGGACACCGCGAUGCGGUCAAGUUCUUUGUGUCCGUGCCGAUGCUGCAGCAGCCGAACCUGAGCGGCGGACUGACCUUCGUGAACAGGAGACCCGAUAUGCUGGUCAUGUGUGGUGGCGAGGGCUACAUCGAUUUUCGCAUAAAUGAUAAUGACAUGGAGAACAGUAUUCAACUGGAACCAAAUCAAACGAUCGAGAAUCGAGGCGACAAGAGCUACUUGAUUGUGUGGCAUGUUAGUCAACGUUGAGGCCGACCGAUCCGAUUAUUCGGAUGGAACGAGAAGUGCAAAUGAUACAUUAUAAAAUAUAUUUUUAGCAGUUAACAGUUCUAUCUAAAUACGCAUAAUGUAUAAACUACUUUAUUGUGCAGGCUAGCGAAUGGAAUAAUCCUAAACCUUAGUAUUUAUCUAACAAUACCCCAAAAUCCACACGAUGACAAAACAACCAUACUCUAGCGUACCGUAUUCCUAAUUUAGUUAAACAAAUCUAAUUUCGAGCUUUCGAGGGGCUCUCACAAUUGUUUCAAAUCGCUUCAUUCAAACAAAAAACAAAACAAAAAGGAAACCUGCAAACAACGUUAUUCGUCAGUGAUAGCCUGCUAAAUAUUAAAACUUUAUAUACAUAUA